Messenger RNA from Chrysochloris asiatica (Cape golden mole), 855 nucleotides. It is a transcript of the gene CMTM4, whose product is annotated as CKLF-like MARVEL transmembrane domain containing 4. The record is from RefSeq and is a predicted model, not a curated record. Bases 82 to 708 code for a protein of 208 amino acids. The transcript has 4 exons. NCBI's taxonomy places the organism in Eukaryota, Metazoa, Chordata, Mammalia, Afrosoricida, Chrysochloridae. Gene Ontology annotation, cellular component: membrane.
CGGCGAUGCGGCAGCCCCGCUGAGCCCGCCCGCUCGUGCGCGGGAGCCGGCCGCGCAAGGCGGCCCGGGCCAGGCGGCAGUAUGCGGGGCGGCGAGGAGCUGGACGGCUUCGAGGGCGAGGCCUCGAGCACCUCCAUGAUCUCGGGCGCCAGCAGCCCAUACCAGCCCACCACCGAGCCGGUGAACCAGCGCCGCGGACUGGCCGGCCUGCGCUGCGAUCCCAACUACCUGCGCGGCGCGCACGGCCGCCUCAAGGUCGCCCAAGUGAUUCUGGCUCUGAUCGCGUUCAUCUGCAUAGAGACCAUCAUGGAGUGCUCCCCGUGUGAAGGCCUGUACUUCUUUGAGUUUGUAAGCUGUAGCGCAUUUGUGGUGACUGGAGUUUUGCUGAUUCUCUUCAGUCUCAACCUUCAUGUGAGGAUCCCCCAGAUCAACUGGAACCUGACAGACUUGGUCAACACUGGACUAAGCACUUUCUUUUUCUUUAUUGCAUCAAUUGUACUGGCUGCUUUAAACCACAAAGCAGGAGCAGAAAUUGCUGCUGUGAUAUUUGGCUUCCUGGCAACCGGGGUGUAUACGGUGAACGUGUUCCUAUCCGUGCAGAAAUGGAGAGUCAGCCUCCACCAGCAGAGCACCAACGACUACAUCCGAGCCCGCACUGAGUCCCGAGAUGCAGACGGUCGGCCCGAGAUCCAGCGCUUGGACACGUGAGGACCUUCAGAGGCCUCCACCCUCCAACCGUCCCUGCCGUCAACUUUUCUCUCUCAUCACGUCAGAUUUUCAUGAGAUUAUGUUGAAUUUUGUCCUCUUUGGUAAAAGUUCAUUUGGGAAAAGGGUUUUGUGAAUGGCCCUGUUGGC